AUGCCUGACGAGCCUCUUGACAGACCAGAGGCGGAGGCUCGCCUCGACGAGAGGCCGGUAAGCCGGAGGCAAAGCGAGGAUUCCUCAGCUGGGCCCGACGGAGACACAGUGUCUCCUUUGUCUGCUCGCGGGCGGGGAAGGUGUCACUCCGGCGGACGCCGCCAGAAAUCCUCACCCAGGAAGCGCCCCGUCUCUUGUGCUUUCCCGUCUUCGUCGAGUCCAUCUUCGUCUCCCUCUCUGUCUUCUUUCCCCUCCUCUCUCGUCUCCGCCUCUGGGGCGGAGGCGUCUCCGCAUCCGUUGUCUCCCGAGCCCCGCAGGGUCAGACGCAGCAAGCAAGUUGGAACCUCGCCUUCCCCUCUUGCGCUCGAAAAUGACGCGAAGUCGCAACUGAUUUCCCCUGGAGAGCGGGCGGGGGAUGCCGCCGCGCACGAGGGAGGCAGGCGCUGGCCGAAGCGACAGAAGCCGUCGUCGUCUUCCGCCUUCGCCCCGCUGGCGUCCGGAGGUCCAACAGCGCUUGCUGCAGGAAAGGGGCGAAGGAGCCGCAGCGGGCGUGGGGCGGAGCCGCAUGGAGAGGAAGCGGGGGAAGGGGGAGGUGACACCGGGGGAAGCGCCAAGGACGGGGAGACCGAGGAAACACCCGCCGACCGCGCCAGGCGAGAGAAGAAAGUUUCCCGCGCACCUGCGUCAGCCAGCAGCGCCCGGCGACGGCCUGCCUCGACGCCGGUCUGUUCUUCGCCCGGCUCUUUCUUUGAAGAAAGGGAACUCCUUGAUCGAACCUACCACCCCCGAGCAUGCGAUGCGCCCUGGUACCACGCUCGCUGGCCCUCGGGGGCGCCUUUGCCGCCGUGCUUCUCUUCCUCGGAGAAGGCGAAAGAGGCCUGGGAAGUCUUCUUCGCGCAGUGGCUGUCAGCCACGUUCGCGUGCCGACCUGGAUGCGAGGAGAGAGGCAGAAGCGCGGGAGACGGCGGGCUCGGCCCUUUCGCUGCCUCGGAAUCCCCUUUUUCCGAUUCAGGAUUUCUGCCGCUGGCAGCGAGGGCGGGAGAGCACCAAGACCUGGCGAAGGAACGGAGCCGCCUGGAGUGUGGAGAAUGCAUGCGCGAGGGAGCGAUUCGGGGCCGCCGCCUGACGCCAGACGCGGCCCGAGUCGGCGCGACGCCCAGCGACAUUCGCAGCCUGUUCAAUUGUCUCCUGUACGGCCAUCCAGAGGGUCUGUUUGAGCAGCGCGGGGCUGGGUUUGGAUACGCACGAAGGAAGAGAAGACGAACCGAAGAUCGCGCUGCCGAAGGUGGGGAAGGCCGUUGGGUGUCUUCUGUGACGUGCGAGCCGUCUUGGCCUGCAGAGGUCCAGAAAAAACUGGAAGGGGAACACGAGACGAAGGAAGACGCAGAGGUGGACGAGGGAGCACAGGAGAAUGCCGACCCGCAGUCUCUGACUCCGUGUCGCCUCUUCUUCUCUCCCGCCCCACCACCGCCGCCAGCACCCAGGCGAAGACAACCUGAGAGCCUGGCUGUGCGGAAUCAGCGACUGUAUGGCGCUCGGGACGGCGCCGAGCUCCUCCAGGCGUACAGACACCUGGCGGCUGCGGCGGAGGCAGGCAGAACUCGAGAGGCAAGGGAAGACGCACCCGUGGACUCGAGCCUCCGAUCUAGCGAGACGAAUGCCACAGGCGAACCUGAGGGGAGACAGAGAAGCCGAGAAGAGAGGAAGAGAGAACGAAGCCAGGAAGGACCGCAGAAAACGGCAGCGGAGCACCAGGCUCUAGCCGCCUCGUUAGAAGCUCCCCAGGGGAAAGCGGAAGGGAGACGCGAUCGCGGGAGGAACAGCUCCGCUGCUGGUGAAGAGCCAGGCGGCCAAGAGGGGAAAAGAGAGACGAAGCAGCGGCUGGGCGACAAAGGCUCAAGCGACUCCCGAAGGCGAUGGGACAUGGCCCUCCAAGUGCUGUCGAAACUGAAAAUGGGGCAUAGUUGCGAAGCGAUUUUCCUCGGACUCGGAGACCUCUCUUUCGUCAGUCGAAAGAAAUUAUUCUUCCGGCGCCAUUUUGAUUUCCGCUGGACCUCGAAGAAGAAGCUGGCUCACGCAGCUGGGGCUGUUUCCGGGACGCCCGAGACAAGCGCGGGGCAGCCCUCAGCUGAGUCCCUCGCGUCGGGCUCGACCGACGGCAAAGGGCCCGGAGAGACACCUUCAGGCCCGUUGGGCUCAACUGGCCCGCAGCAGAACGCAAGUGCUGGGGUUGCGGAUGCGACUCUGAAGAAGUCGAGCGGGCUGGAGAAGCAAGGUCGACGUGGCAAAGGCAGGAAGGAAGAAGAGAAGCGUGCGGCAUCUUCUCUUCCUCCUGCGAAGAGGCCGAAGAGAGCGCCUGGGGGCGGGCGGGGUGGCGAGGCGACAGAAUCUGCGCUGUGGAACGUCCUGGCAGAUCCGGACGACUCUCAGUCUCUCUUCCUCACUUCCUGGCCGUCUCUCUCGCCUCACAGAGAGGACCGGGAUGCAUGCGUUUCGGGGGACAGCCAGAUAUCGGUGGAGAGAAGAGGCGAGCGCGCGGACCAGGCAGCUGAGGAGAGGGACGUGGGGACUGCAGGCGACUGCGGGGGGAUGGCAACGCAAAUAGGCCGUCAAGCGACCGCCGGCCCGUGUUCGCUCCCGCCUCGCCCCUACCGGCCCUUGUGUCUUCUGUCUCUUCUUCAGCGGUCCCGUGCGGUGCGCCGGGCGCGCUUUCUUCGAUACCUUCUCGAGCAAAUGGAACCCAGCUCCCCGUCGCUCCUUCAUCAGCUUCUCCUGAAGGGACAGCUUCGGGUGAAGUGUGACCACGACUCGGACCGACGCGUCGAAUUUGACCGACAUGUCUCCUGGCUGCUCUCGCGCCUUCCCGGUGACCCUCAGGUUCUCCGCUACGCCUGGUGGGGGCGGGGGGGGUCUCCGGGGCUCCAACGAGGCCUGCAAAUUUCGCAGAGAAGAGGCGACCUGGCGCUCCAGUGGAUCGCCUUCCCACCGCUGAAUUCGCCCCCGUCGCUCUAUCCGACGUCGACGGGAAACGCCGGGCUGGCUCGCAGCCUGUCCUGGGGAUGCGCCCCCACGCCCGCCCAGACAGCCGACCGGCGCGUUGGGCUCCAGACGCGAGACGAGCUCAGAGACAGCCUCGGCGACGCGAGCGCUGUCGGCGCCGCCGUCGCGGCCGCGGCUGCCGGGGCCCUGAACGGCUCGGCCCCGGGCGCGCGGUGGGGCGGCGGCCUUCUUCCGGGUUCCACAGUCGACCCACGGAUCCGGAGUGCUUCAGGCGCGCUGGGCGACAGAGAAGGGACAGAGACAGGGAAAGGUGGAACUGGGUCUGGGACAAGCGGCGCCGCCGCGCUGGGUUCCGCGACCGCGGUCGGGCCGUUCGCGACAGGGCUCCAAGGCGGGGGGGCGGUUCUGGGGGCUUCCCAGCGCCAGCUCCUCUCGCUCUUCCGGCGCGUCUGCCCUGCCGACAUUCUUUAUCGAGGCCUGGCGACAGGGAGCGUCUCUCUCUCGUGGCCAACCGCGACAGAACUCCAGGUUCUGCGCUUGCCUGAACUCCUUCUAGAUCAGCAGGUGAUGCGACUGGGAGACGCGUUUGUUUGGUCCUUCGAGGGUUGGGUGUCGAACCUCGUUGCCGUGGCCCCGUUCCUGUGUGUCUACACACCGCAUCGCCGGACGCAAAUUGGGAUCAAAAAGCGACUCGGCGUUCGCCAACUCCCCAAUGCUCUCCUGACGAAGGGGUCCCCGCCGCCCGCGGAUUUCGACGAGGCCAACCACGGCGCCAUCGGCAGUCGCCUCCCGUCCACUGCGUCGUCUCUCUCGCCUCCUCCAGCUUUUCCAGAUGCGGGCGGGAGCUCCUCAGCGCGGGACCACGGAGCGGGACCGGGCCGAAAGCGCGAGCGAAAGGGAAGAGAGAAGUGA
Messenger RNA from Neospora caninum, 3912 nucleotides. RefSeq lists its product as hypothetical. The coding region runs from base 1 to 3912 and encodes 1303 amino acids. The record is from RefSeq and is a predicted model, not a curated record. The transcript is spliced from 3 exons. NCBI's taxonomy places the organism in Eukaryota, Apicomplexa, Conoidasida, Eucoccidiorida, Sarcocystidae.